Plasmodium vinckei vinckei is the source of this 2025-nucleotide messenger RNA. RefSeq names its product acyl-CoA synthetase, putative. The coding region runs from base 1 to 2025 and encodes 674 amino acids. The transcript has a single exon. Gene Ontology annotation, cellular component: endoplasmic reticulum; membrane. The record is from RefSeq and is a predicted model, not a curated record. Gene Ontology annotation, molecular function: long-chain fatty acid-CoA ligase activity. Lineage: Eukaryota; Apicomplexa; Aconoidasida; Haemosporida; Plasmodiidae. Gene Ontology annotation, biological process: fatty acid metabolic process.
AUGUUUACUAGCACGGGUAAGCUUCUUUAUUCUGUUGAACAUAGUCCGUCCAAGAGUAAGAACUCAACAGGGGUUUUCAGAAAUCCAAAAUACAAAGAUAAGUUGAUAGAUAAUUUUGAAGAUGUGCCAUUAAGUAGUGUAUGGGAUGGAUUUAAUAAAUCUGCUGAUAAAUAUAAAAAUAAGCAAUGCUUUGGUACAAGAGUUCGUAAAGAUGAUAAGUUAGGUGAAUAUAAAUGGAAAACAUUUGAAGAAGUACGAGAGUUGAUAAUAUUAGUUGGUUCAGGUUUAAUAAAUAAGAAUGUAUGUCCAGUAAUUGAUUUUGAAGAUGCAACAGUUCCCAAAGGAAGAUUUUUAGGUUUAUACUUACCUAAUUGUGAAGAAUGGAAUAUUUGCGAUUUUAGUUGUAACGCAUUUAAUAUAAUUACAGUGCCAUUAUAUGAUUCAUUAGGUAUUGAAUCUAGCAAAUUUAUAUUAGAUCAAACAAUGAUGCAAACAAUUACAUGUAAUAAAGCAUGUGCUUUGAAAUUAUUAAAAUCUUUGGGUGCGUUUGAAGAAAUGUAUAUAAAAACAUUAAUAUUAGUAGAAAAAGAAAUAGAUCCAGAAAUAAAAAAAUUAAGUAACAAAUUAAAUAUAAAAAUAGUAACAUGGGAUGAUUUAAUAGAAUCUGGAAGAAAAAAAAAAUUAGAACCCAGACCAGGAAAAUUAAAUGAUGUUUGUUCAAUAUGUUAUACAUCUGGUACUACUGGAUAUCCUAAGGGAGUUAUAAUGACUAACCAAAAUUUUGUUGCCCAAAUUGCCUCAUCUUGUUAUGGACCUAUAAGAUUACCUAAUCUUAUUAUAGAUGACAAAGAUACGCAUUUAUCUUAUCUUCCAUUAGCACAUAUUUAUGAAAGAAUUAUGUUGUCUAUAUUUAUAUACUUAGGUGUACGAAUUGGAUAUUACUCAGGAAAUAUAUUAGCUUUGACUGAUGAUAUUCAAGCAUUGAAACCAACUCUAUUUCUUAGUGUACCUAGAUUAUAUAAUAGAAUACAUGAAAGAAUAUGCAAUUCUUUAAAAAAAAAACCAUCAGUUUUGCAAUCAUUGUUUAAUAAGGGAGUUGAUCAAAAAAUAAAAAAAUUAAAUAGCACUGGUAAUCCUUGUAGUUUUUUUUGGGAUACAUUAUUAUUUAAUAAAGCAAAAAAAAUAUUAGGUGGAAAUGUAAGAGGUAUGUUAAAUGGUUCUGCUCCUCUUGGUGUAGACGUAGCAAAGAGAUUAAAAUGUAUAUUUUCCGUCCCAUUAAUGGAAGGAUUUGGUAUGACUGAAGGAUUGGGUUGUUUAUUUAUUACAAAUACUUAUGAUAAGGAUGUAGGACAUAUUGGUGGUCCAUUACCAGCUACUGAAUUUAGAUUAGUAUCUGUACCAGAGAUGAAUUAUUUAGUUACUGAUAAUCCACCAAGGGGUGAAUUACUUUUAAGAGGUCCAACAAUAUGUAGUUUAGGAUAUUUUAAGUUAGAGAAAGAAACAAGUGAAUUGAUAGAUGCAGAUGGAUGGAUGAGAACAGGUGAUAUUGCUUGCUUUAGCUCAAACCAAUCACUAACUAUUAUUGAUAGAAAGAAAAAUAUAUUUAAAUUAUCACAAGGUGAAUAUGUAGCAGUAGAAAAAGUUGAAUCGGUUUAUAAACAAUCAUUAUUUAUUGGUCAAAUAUUUGUUUUUGGGUAUUCUCAUGAAUCCUUUUUAGUUUGUAUUGUUUUUCCAUCUUUUGACACAAUGGAAAUAUGGGCUAAAGAAAAUAAAAUAAAUAAAAAAAAUGAGGAAAUUAUAAAAUUAGAAAAAUUUAAAAAUGAUGUUAUGCAAGAUUUAAUUAAAAUAGGUAAAAAUAAUGGAUUAAAUGGAUAUGAACAAAUUAAAGAUAUUCAUUUUAUUAUGGAUGGAUUUACUAUUGAAAAUGAUUUGAUGACACCAACCGGAAAAAUAAAAAGACAUGCUGUACAGACUAAAUUCAAACCAGAGAUUGACAAAAUGUAUGAACGUGUAAAAAAAGCAUAA